AUGACAGACGAUAGCAACGAGGUUGAUUUACCGCUCAAGGCCAUCGCACGUCGUGGAGCUAUUUCAUCGACGACAUCAUUUGAAUCCACUGAUGGAAUGUUCAAUAUUGAAAAAGAUUCUCGGCUGGUGAAAUUGUUCAACAAAGCAGUCGAAAACAAUCUUCUUUUCACUCAUCUUGAUGAAAAUGAACGAAUACAAGUUUUCAGUGUGAUGUCUUGUCGAUCGUAUUCAUCUGAUGAGAUUAUUAUUGAUCAAAAUAACGAACAUGAAUACUUUUAUAUUAUCGAAGAAGGAGAAGUUGAUGUUUAUGCUGAUGACCAACUGAUAGCGAGUUUUGGCGAAUGUUCGUCUUUCGGUGAAUUAGCUUUGAUCCAAAACGCAUCACGAUUCAUGACAAUCAAAGCAAAAACGAAUGUCAAACUGUGGACAUUGCUUGGAGAAACUUAUCGAAAGAUUCUGAUGGAUAUAACAAUGAACAAACGAAAAGUGUAUGAUGAAUUUCUCAUCCGAGUUCCUAUCUUACAAACACUGAACGAAGUCGAACGUUUCAUAGUAGCUGAUUCGCUUGAAUCAGUGCAAUAUGAAGAUGGUGACAUUGUCGUCAAACAAGGUGAACUAGGUGAUGAUUUUUUUCUUAUCGUUGAAGGCAACUGUAUUGUUUAUCAAAAGGCAUGCGAAUACUCUGAAGGAGUGGAAAUCGAUACGCUUGGUCCAGGCGAUUAUUUUGGCGAAAUCGCGCUUUUAUGCAAUCGAGCACGUGUUGCGACUCUUGUUGCUCAAGGUGUUCUGAGAUGUGUGAAGAUCAAUCGCGAACGGUUUGAACGUGUUCUCGGUCCAAUCCGAGAAAUCCUUCAACGAAAUAUUCCACGAUAUAAUUCGAUCAUAUCCCUUGAGCAAUUACACAUAAUCAUCGACAACAAAAAGAAAGACUGUUAA
Adineta ricciae is the source of this 936-nucleotide messenger RNA. The record is from the annotation of a GenBank genome assembly. Lineage: Eukaryota; Metazoa; Rotifera; Eurotatoria; Adinetida; Adinetidae.